This is a messenger RNA of Sphenostylis stenocarpa, 936 nucleotides long. Lineage: Eukaryota; Viridiplantae; Streptophyta; Magnoliopsida; Fabales; Fabaceae. The record is from the annotation of a GenBank genome assembly.
AUGUGUGAAAAAGAUGAUGGGUUGGGGUUGGGGUUGGGUUUGGGGUUGAGUUUGAGUUUGAGUUUGAGAAAGGGAGAAAAUGAUGAUAAUAAUCUGAAUCAACUACACCCUUCCAACAUGCACAAAGCUCCUCAACCUGUUCCAAACCAAAGGGCUUCCUUCAAUAAUUUGUUCCAUUUCCAUGGUGCGUCUCACGUGACCGAUCGGAGCUCCGAGCCGCCGCCGUUCUUCUGCGGAAUAGACGUCAACUUGCCGCCACCACCACCGUCGAUGGCACGGUGCGAUGAGGACAACGGCGUGUCGUCGCCGAACAGCACAGUAUCGAGCAUCAGCGGGAAGAGGAGCGAAAGAGAGGAGAAUGAGAGAGGGUCGUGUUCUCGUGGCGGAAGUGAAGAUGAUGACGGCGGAGGGUGCGGUGGCGAAGGCGACGGUGACACUUCGAGGAAAAAACUGAGGUUGUCGAAGGAACAGGCCUUGGUACUGGAAGAAACGUUCAAGGAACACAACACUCUGAAUCCGAAACAAAAGCAAGCUUUGGCAAAGCAGCUGAAUCUGAGUCCUAGACAGGUUGAGGUCUGGUUUCAAAACAGAAGAGCAAGGACCAAGCUGAAGCAGACUGAAGUGGAUUGUGAAUACUUAAAGAGGUGCUUUGAGAAUCUAACUGAGGAGAAUAGGAGGCUGCAAAAGGAAGUGCAAGAGCUUAGGGCAUUGAAGUUAUCCCCACAGCUAUACAUGCACAUGAACCCUCCCACCACUCUUACAAUGUGCCCUUCCUGUGAGCGUGUUGCUGUCUCAUCCGCAUCCUCCUCCUCAUCAACUGCCAUUCCUUCUGCACCACCUCCGGCUCAUCGCAACCCGUUGGGGUCUACUGUCCAGCGGCCAGUGCCAGUCAACCCUUGGGCAGCAAUGUCAAUUCAACGCCGUCCACUGCCAUAA